Messenger RNA from Gigantopelta aegis, 2063 nucleotides. Its product is annotated as solute carrier family 23 member 1-like. Gene Ontology annotation, cellular component: membrane. The coding region runs from base 42 to 1928 and encodes 628 amino acids. Gene Ontology annotation, biological process: transmembrane transport. Gene Ontology annotation, molecular function: transmembrane transporter activity. The transcript is spliced from 11 exons. The record is from RefSeq and is a predicted model, not a curated record. NCBI's taxonomy places the organism in Eukaryota, Metazoa, Mollusca, Gastropoda, Neomphalida, Peltospiridae.
AGUCAUUCGGGUUUCAUCCUCUGUAAUACUCGUGCUCAGCGAUGGAAAACGACAAACCACUUCCCAAUACUGGCAUACCUCUACAGUGUACUGUCACUCCAGGGGAGGACCCGGACGAAAUCUACAACAAUCGACAGGAUGUAGAGAGCCCACUGAAGAAAUCUAACAGUGAGAAGGAUGAGUCUCACAGUGAUGUUGAGAUGGACUAUGAGCCAGCCAAACGACUUUUCUACAAAGUGAGCGAAAACCCGCCGUGGCAUCUUACCGUCUUUUUCGCACUGCAGCAAGCUCUUCUGUUUGUGGCCAUGAACCUGUCGGUGACUGUGCUGGUUUCAGAACUCGUGUGUGCAAGAGACGACGAACUUCUCAAGACUCAGAUAUUUUCAUCAACUCUCAUGAUGUCAGGCUUGGCUACCUUCCUGGUGACGACUCUUGGAGUAAGACUGCCUAUCUACCAAGGGCCUGCCUCGGCGUACAUAGUGCCACUAGUGGCUAUGAAAGACAUAGAUGAGUGGCGGUGUCCGUCUGAAAAUGAGUUAGAACUUAUGUAUGCCAACUCCACGGUGAACCUAACCAUGAGUGCCGGUGGCAAGCUGCUCAUUCCUAGAGAGUAUAUCUUACCAAAGCUGCAGUCCCUUCAGGGAAGUCUAAUGCUGGCUGGGUGUAUCCACGUGCUGAUCGCAACCACAGGAUUGAUUGGUUUUCUCCUGAGAUUCAUUGGACCAAUCACCAUCGUACCUGCCAUCACACUGAUUGGUUUGUCUAUUUACAAAGUGGCAGUGACGUUUUCAGAGACUCAAUGGGGAGUUGCCUUUGUCACAUCGGGCGUAGGGAUGCUAUUUGCGUUUUAUCUUGGCGGAAGAAACACCCCGAUACCAGCAUGGACCAGAAAGCGAGGAUUCCACAUUAUAUGGUAUCCUCUCCAUCAGAUGUUUGCGAUACUUUUCGCCAUUUUGAUUGGUUGGGGUCUCAGCGGCGUGUUAACGGAAACUGGAAUACUCUCACGUGAUCCGAACAGUCGGCAGUUCUAUGCUAGGACUGACAGCAGGGUCCACGUGAUAAGCGAAAGCCCUUGGUUCUAUUUUCCCUACCCAGGUCAGUUUGGACCACCUUCUUUCAACGUAGGUGCGUUUAUUUCCUUUCUCAUGGCAACAAUAAUGUCCGUGCUGGAUUCUAUCGGGGACUAUUCUGCGUGCGCGAGGAUGUGCUUUGUUCCUCGCCCGCCCGUUCAUGCUGUCAACAGAGGUUUAGCAAUGGAAGGGUUAAUGUCCGUGCUGGCAGGGGCUAUAGGUUGCGGACACGCUACCACUUCCUAUGGCAGUAGCAUAGGAACAUUGGGAGUCACAAAGGUAGCCAGCAGAAGAGUCUUCCAGGUUCUUGGGAUCAUGCUUGUGUUGUUCUCCGUCAUAAACAAGGGCGGGGCCAUCUUCAUCACCAUCCCAUACAGCGUUAUUGGCGGCAACAACAUUACGACGUUUGGACUCUUCAUCGGAAUAGUGCUGUCCAACCUGCAAUUCGUCGACCUCAAGUCCAACAGAAACCUCGCCAUUAUCGGCUUCGCGCUCUUUAUAGGGAUGUUGAUACCCAGCUGGAUCGAGACGAAACCAGAACAACUGGACACAGGUAACGAGGCGGCAAAUCGAAUCCUUAGAAUGCUACUUUCCAGUACUAUAUUUGUUGGUGGAUGCGUGGCCUGUUUUCUAGACAAUACAGUUCCAGGUACCAUUGAAGAAAGAGGGCUACACUGGGGCCAGCCUUAUGGUGAUGGUGGUGAAAAAGACAAUGACGUCAUCAACAGUGAUUUGUUCGAGGAAGGAGUCGAGGUGUAUGAUCCUCUCUUCAUACCAAAGUUCAUCAAAAAGUCACGUUUUGCAAGAUUCAUUUCUAUCAUUCCGGACGAAUACACCGAACGAGAGAAGAGAGUAUGAGAAUAAUUUAAAAUUUAAACUUUUUUUGUUAAUUCAGACAGUAGUCAUCAACAGUUUUUUUCGAAGCUAAUAUACAUCUCCAGAGAACAAUUUAACUUUUUGAUCUGUUUUUUUUUAAUAAAUGUAUCCUCAUUG